Molecule: messenger RNA, 1410 nt
Organism: Drepanopeziza brunnea f. sp. 'multigermtubi' MB_m1
Lineage: Eukaryota; Fungi; Ascomycota; Leotiomycetes; Helotiales; Drepanopezizaceae
Source: RefSeq, a predicted model, not a curated record
AUGCCAACCCCCACCAUCCAUUCCGAGGUCCAGGCGCGCAUAAACCGGCUCUAUCGCAGAGUCAAUUACCUGCGUCAGGUUUGCCUACCACUACGAGCGAUGCAGAUGCUCGAGAGCAUGCAUCAUCAAGUAGCCUCACACGAGUUCAACAUCAGAAGGCAUAACAACUCCGCACCCCAAGCAUCAGAUAUGAAGGCGAGAUUGAACCAGUUCUUCUCCAGAUCAAUAGCAUCCACGAGACUUGCGAUAGCCUGGGAACCCCGCAGAGAUCAUCCCCCAGAAAAACAUAAUGGUCCUUCGAUAACCAUUGAGGAAUCGAGUUCCAUCACAGCCUUCCUCCAUCCAGUAGGGAAGAGCCCUCCUACUGCUUUUCGCACCAUUGCUCAAGAUACCACUAACCACUUCCGACUUACCUUUGGCUUCUGUAAAGAGACCUUAAGAAGUAUUCGGCACUUCCUUGGAGCACAAGAAGACUCCGCAACGCCUAAAACCACAGCAGAUCUCAAAUUCACCACUGGCACCUGUCAAAGGGUCGUGGUGUCCGCAUAUACCAAUUGCAUCGGAUUCGCAUACUUCAAUCGCCCUGCUCCGAAAGACCCACAUGGGAUUACAGCUGUGUGGGUCGGCCUUAAGAAAGGUGUGGUGCCAACAGACGAAGAUGGGCAGCGAGAGAUGAGGGUCGUCGAAGAAGUACUGGCGAGGUUCCAUAAGCAUGAUAGCAACGCAUCCUCAGGGAACUUGGACCGAUAUUUCCUAAAGGCCAUCAAGUACAUCAUCACCAGAGACACAGAAUUGGCUGCUUUCAUUCACAUAGGCGCAGUGCCGCCUAAGUUUCCUUGGAUGAUAGGCGGCAAGCAUCCUCAGGAUGGCUGGGACCCCAACACUGGACUGCCUCGGGGGGCAUUCGCUUUUACUAAUCCCAAAGCGAAGCAGGCUAUCCUCGCAAAGUCUUUGGAGAUUCGCAGAGGAAAGGGGAUAUAUGCAACAAACAAAUUGUUAAAUGCCACUACUGACUCUUUCACUCGCUUGUUUUCUCCUAUCUGGGCAGAGUUCAUAGCAGGUGUGGAUAGCAAGGACCCCGACGCCCAACGCGAGAAGGGAAUGGUCUACCGCGGCCUCGAGGAGUUCCACAAGCAAGACAGUCUGGAUGGUUUCCAAGAGGUUCUGCUAGAACCUUCCCAGGCCUAUAUUGAUCGCACUCGUCUUCAGUGGCCUCAGUUAUGCAAAGCCGCAGACCAUUUCAACACCUCAAGAGUUUUUUUCGAGAACAUGUUAAAUAUUGUUUCUUUUCAUUUUCUGUCGAUGUGCCAGCUGCUGACUUCGGCGUGCCCUACAGGUAACUAUGGUGCUGCGACUGAUCAGAAUAGUAGCAAGCGACCUGGGAUCGAGGACUCGGAAGAAGACUUGUGA